Messenger RNA from Amaranthus tricolor (Joseph's coat), 630 nucleotides. RefSeq lists its product as uncharacterized. Lineage: Eukaryota; Viridiplantae; Streptophyta; Magnoliopsida; Caryophyllales; Amaranthaceae. The coding region runs from base 247 to 456 and encodes 69 amino acids. The record is from RefSeq and is a predicted model, not a curated record. The transcript is spliced from 2 exons.
UGAAAAUUAAAAUUGUUCGAAGCUUAUUUGGGAUUAUUUUGUUUAAAAAGCUUAUUUUUUAGCUUAACUUGACUCUGGCCCACAGUUGAUGAAGGGAUCUAAAAUUCUAAACUAAAUAUACUGGUUUUCUAAGCAUAUUACUACUAGCAGUGACCAAAUUUAUCAUGAUAAGACUUUUUUAUGCUCCCUUCAAAACAAUACUAGCCACAGAAAUUAAGGAGGUAGGCAACUUGUGAAACAAAAAGCAUGGAAGGUAUAGUUGUUCCAGUACUAACCAUUGUAGCUGCGGCUGCUGUCACAUUUUAUGCUGUCAGUUUUAAUGAAAUUCGUGAGAAAUCGUUCAGAGCAUUGGAUGAUAAAGAAGAUAAUGGCAAAGCUGGGUUUCAAUCGUCUAUGAGCUCUAGAGAACGUCGCGCCAACAGAAAAGCUAACAAGAAAUCAAAUAAUUCUAGUUGAUCAUUACUCAAUCAAAGCCAUAUUUCUAAGUUUAGUUUGAUAUGUAAAAUGUAAUGGAUUAUGGUGUAAAAUAGUCUCAUGAAUGAUGUUUUUAUUGAUGAUUGACUUGUUUAUUUAAGUUUAGUUUAGUUUGCAUAUAUAAAAGAGAAUGUGAAACAGAAUUAUUUAAGAUGA